This is a messenger RNA of Mytilinidion resinicola, 453 nucleotides long. RefSeq lists its product as uncharacterized. The record is from RefSeq and is a predicted model, not a curated record. The transcript is spliced from 2 exons. NCBI's taxonomy places the organism in Eukaryota, Fungi, Ascomycota, Dothideomycetes, Mytilinidiales, Mytilinidiaceae. The coding region runs from base 1 to 453 and encodes 150 amino acids.
AUGCAUGGACAAAACCUUCCCAAGACGCACAAACAAGGGAAGAGAAUGACAGCAACAAAACCAGAGGACAAUGAACAAAAACCAAAGCAUGCGGACCGACAGAAGCACAAGCCAAUUCAAGACACCUUUCACAGCAAAACUACCUCAAACAACACCAACACCCAAAAUGGAGCAAACAACCAAGACCACCACACCAGAGCGCAACCCAAGAAAACCACGGACCGCACGACCCACAUGACGGGGCGCCCAGCAAGGCACUCAGCAACCGCGGCCGCGAGCACACGCAAGAGGUCGAGAACACCCAAACCCGCGCCUCAAACCAAAAUCAACCACCACAAACCGAUCCCCGCCGACCGUCCUCAGCCCAACGCAGCACCCGGCAAACCAACAACGCGAGGAGGGCCCGAGAAGGAUGAGCCCAAAAAGACCAACGACCCCACCCCGGCCAGAUAA